Microsporum canis CBS 113480 is the source of this 948-nucleotide messenger RNA. RefSeq names its product sporulation protein SPS19. Bases 1 to 948 code for a protein of 315 amino acids. Gene Ontology annotation, molecular function: 2,4-dienoyl-CoA reductase (NADPH) activity. Gene Ontology annotation, biological process: fatty acid catabolic process. The transcript is spliced from 6 exons. NCBI's taxonomy places the organism in Eukaryota, Fungi, Ascomycota, Eurotiomycetes, Onygenales, Arthrodermataceae. The record is from RefSeq and is a predicted model, not a curated record.
AUGCCGAUGCCAAAGUCUUCUUAUAUAAGUGACGUCUGGAAAGACGGCAUAUUCGAUAACAAGGUCGUCUUCUGCACUGGCGGUGCAGGCACGAUAUGCAGUGCUCAGGUUCGUGCUCUCGUCUACCUAGGUGCCAAUGCAUGUAUCGUCGGGCGUAAUGUCGAAAAAACAGAGACGAUGGCCAAGGACAUUGCCACGGCCCGCACAGGGUCCAAGGUGCUCGGUAUCGGCUCGGUGGAUGUACGCAGCUUCGACAGCGUCAGAAAGGCCGUGGAUCGAUGCGUGGAGGAGCUUGGGGCUGUCGAUUUUGUCAUUGCGGGAGCGGCAGGGAACUUCCUGGCCUCGAUCAAUCAGCUUUCUGUCAACGCCUUUAAGUCGGUGAUGGAUAUCGAUGUUCUGGGGUCAUACAACACACUAAAGGCAACUAUACCCCAUUUGGUUCGAUCUGCCGCGAAACACAAGUCUGACGGAGCAUCUCCAUCACCAACCGGAACCGGUGGAAGGAUUAUCUUCGUCAGUGCAACUAUCCACUAUACUGGCCUGCCUAUGCAGACACAUGUGUCUGUUGCAAAGGCGGGUGUGGACGCUCUGUCAAACAGCGUGGCUAUUGAAUUCGGUCCUGUGGGAGUGACAUCCAAUGUCAUCAGCCCUGGUCCAAUUGGCGAAACAGAGGGCAUGCUACGACUGGCCAGGGGUGAUGCAAAGAAAAGCACCGAAGCUGCUGUCCCGCUGGGCCGCUAUGGCUCCGUCAAAGAGAUUGCUGAUGCAACUAUAUACAUCUUUUCGGACUCUGGCAACUUUGUCAAUGCCUCGACUGUUGUCGUCGAUGGAGGAGCAUGGCGUUUACAAGCGGCAGGAAUAUCAGGAAGUGGCUUCUCUUAUCCCGACUUUCUCCUGUCGGGGAUGGAAGUCACAGGCGUUUCAGGGCAGAAGAAAGCUAAGCUUUGA